Messenger RNA from Fonsecaea nubica, 2730 nucleotides. RefSeq lists its product as hypothetical. Gene Ontology annotation, biological process: monoatomic cation transport. Gene Ontology annotation, molecular function: ATPase-coupled monoatomic cation transmembrane transporter activity; metal ion binding; ATP binding. NCBI's taxonomy places the organism in Eukaryota, Fungi, Ascomycota, Eurotiomycetes, Chaetothyriales, Herpotrichiellaceae. The transcript has a single exon. The record is from RefSeq and is a predicted model, not a curated record. Bases 1 to 2730 code for a protein of 909 amino acids. Gene Ontology annotation, cellular component: membrane.
AUGGAGAAAUAUGCCACAUACCUGGAGUCCGCUCAGUGCAUCUGUCGGAGUAUCCUCUCCUCUGCCAGACGAAUUGAAACAUGUCGCCAAUAUGCUGCCGCUGGUGACGGAACUGCGGUCACUGCCCCUCGUAGCCAUCAUCUCAACAUGAGAGAGCACUGGUCUGCUUUGUCUCGCCGACAAUUCAAGAGGAUGCCAGACGAUAUAGUCACAAUAGGAGCUGGGGCAAAAUGCUGCGGAAGCACUGAGAGCAUUGAUCAUGUUGACUGCGAGCGUGGGGUCGUGCCCAAACAGGCUUUAGAGGAUGUUGAAAAGGCAGCAGGACUGUCGCAUAUCCUUCUUAGCGUCACUGGAAUGGAUUGCUCUGGCUGCGCGAACAACUUGACGCGAGCACUACAAGCUGCUGGUGGUACGAGGGAUGUCAAGGUCACCUUCAUCAGUGGAACCGCUGAAUUUCGUCUCGACGCCGAAGUCAAUACCUUGGACAACGUGAUCCGCAGCGCCCAACGAGCAACGGGUUAUAAGCUCGCACGAUUCUCCUCCGACACCCAGAUCAUUGACGUCGUGAUGAGUGCGACAAGCGCAAACAUAUUUUGCAACAACCUACCACCUGGCGUCGAACGGUGCGACAGGCUUUCAAAGACAACGUAUGAGAUCAGUUACGACCCCUGCAUCAUAGGUGCGAGGGCGUUGCUGGCUGGUGCUGAUGGUCAACUUGGUCCUCCCCGCAGCGACUCCUACCUUGACGAAGGGAAGCGGAGGCUCGUCCGAAUCACUGCUCUGACCACAGCAGCAUUCAUCCUGACAACGCCCGUUGUUGUGUUGGAAUGGGGCCGCCCUUCAGGCGUGUCCGAACAUACCACUUUGAUAGUGGCAGUGACCCUCGCCACGAUGGUCCAAGCAAUUGCGAUUUCAGAGUUUUAUAUUCCUGCAAUGUCGGCCUUGAUAUACAACAAAGUGGUAGAAAUGGACAUGCUUGUUGUCAUCAGCAUUACAGCCGCAUAUGGCUAUUCCAUUAUUGCGGCUGGUCUCUUCUUCGCCGGCAUUGAUCUGGAGACCAAACCGUUUUUCGAGACAAGUACCCUGUUGGUCACGUUGAUCCUGCUGGGACGUCUCCUGGCGGCUUGGGCUCGGAAACGAGCAGUGCAAGCCGUGUCAUUAAGAUCUCUUCAAACUUCAACAGCACAGCUUAUCGACCCAAUCACAGAGCACGCCAUGGAGAUUGAUGCCCGAUUACUUCAAUAUGGAGAUAGGAUCUCAAUACUGCCGCAUUCUCAGAUCGUCACCGACGCUGAUGUGCUGGGAGGGGCGAGUGAGGUAGACGAGUCAAUGCUAACAGGCGAAAGUAUGCCCGUUUCCAAGACCAUCGGAGAUUCUGUUGUGUCGGGCACUAUCAACGGCAGCGGAAGGUUGACAGCACGGGUAUCUCGCUUACCAGGGAGGAAUACCAUCACAGAUAUUGCCAACCUGGUCGAACAGGCACAGAGUUUCAAACCACGUGUCCAAGACUUGGCCGAUAAGGUAGCAGGAUAUUUUGUUCCUGUCGUGUGCACCGUGGCUCUUGUUGUCCUCAUUGUCUGGAUCCUGGUUGGUCUGAGGAUUCAUCAACGGUCUGCUGGAGGCGCCAUCGGAACUGCUAUCGGCUAUGCCAUUGCCGUUCUGGCCAUUAGCUGCCCCUGUGCACUUGGGCUGGCAGUUCCAAUGGUCCUUGUUGUCGCUGGAGGAGUAGCUGCACGGGGAGGUGUCAUCAUCAAGACAGCGGAUGUCAUCCAACGCGGCUUCAGGGUCACCGAUGUGAUAUUUGAUAAGACUGGAACGCUCACUGAGCCACGACUCCAAGUUGUGAAAGAACUGACCCGCCCCACGGAGAAACUUGAUCGCGGCACCCUGCUCCCCGUGAUCCUGAAGAUGGUGAGGAGCAACAAACAUCCUGUGUCCGAAGCUGUUGCACAGAUACUAGAUGCCCGGGGUGUAGGCUACACAGAAUUGGAGGGAGUCAUGUCCAUUCCUGGUUGCGGGCUCCAAGCACAAUGGCAAGGAUUGACACUCCGAGCUGGGAAUACAAAGUGGCUAGAGAUCAGCGAGACACCUGAGGUCGCUGAAGUCACAGCAGAAGGAUUGACAGUCUUCGGUGUUACGGUCGACGGCCAUCUGGCUGCAGUUUUUGGGUUGAAGUCUCAAGUCCGUGAAGGAGCUGUGGGCACCAUCCAAGAGCUCCACCAACGUCAGAUCACUGUUCACAUCGUAAGUGGCGAUGGGCGUCGUGUCGUGGAGGGCGUGGCAGCAGACUUGAGUAUUCCUCUGGACAAUAUUGCUGCCGAACAGACGCCGGCACAGAAGCAGGAGUAUGUGCGUCAACUCAUGGAUGCCGGAAAGAUCACCCUCUUCUGUGGGGAUGGGACGAAUGACGCGGUCGCCGUGGCUCAAGCGAAUGUCGGGGUCCAAAUUGAGUCUUCCUCAGAUGUCACACGUGCAACGGCAGAUGUUAUUCUUCUCCGCAAUCUCGACGGCGUGGUCAAUUUGUUGGAUGUGUCCAAAGCCGCGUUCCGACGCAUCGUUUUCAACUUCGUCUGGUCAGCAGCAUACAAUAUGCUUGCCAUCUUACUCGCAGCGGGGGCCUUUGUGAAGGUCCGCAUUCCGCCAGCUUAUGCAGGUCUCGGCGAGAUUGUCAGCGUGUUACCGGUCAUUGUUGUGGCAUUGACCCAGCCGAAGGUGAAGGGGAGGAAGUAG